Molecule: messenger RNA, 4183 nt
Organism: Zootoca vivipara (common lizard)
Lineage: Eukaryota; Metazoa; Chordata; Lepidosauria; Squamata; Lacertidae
Source: RefSeq, a predicted model, not a curated record
UCUUAGCUCAGCUCUUGCACUCCAGGGCUGUACACUUGCUGCACACUGACCACAGGGGUUGCUCACAGCUGAUCUGCACUCCAGAAACAAGAUGGAGAGGUGCCACUUGGUUGUGUUUCUGCUCUGUGGCGUCUUCGUGUCAAGAGUCUUCAGCGUUACGUACAAGAAUUUUUCAAUAGAUUGUGGAACUCUGUUGCCCGACGACCCAACUCAGCCUCAGGAAUCUGAAUUGCCCUAUUCCAUUUCUGUGCCAUCGGAGGUGUACGACCCAGGAAGUGAAAUGAAAGUCGACAUACAAGGAGCAUCAGGGUUUAAAUGGUUUAUGCUACAAGCCCGAGACGUUGAUAAGAACAUCCCCGUUGGUUCGUUUCAAGUCACAGAUCCAAAUACACAGACCCAUGACUGUUACAAUAUGACGAAUUCAGCAUUAAUUCACAAGGGCUCAGAAGAGAAGCACAACAUAUCAUCUCUUUGGGUUUCACCUGAUGCUAAAAAGGUUCAGUUUAUAGCGACUGUUUUUCAAGAUGCUGAAACGUACUGGCUGGUUCCUAGCAUAGUCCUGUUUCCUAAGCUUUCCAAUGAGACAAAAGUUGAAGAUGAGACUAAAAAAGCCAAUGUAUCGCCAAAAAGUAGGAAGAAGUCAGCUUCCGUUACCAUAAAAAUAGACUGUGGACCGGGAGGAGCUCAUGUAGGCAGCAGCAAGUGUGCCCAGGGUUCAACGUUUGGUAGCAAUCAAGGCCAGGGAGUUAUAGUGUACCAAGGAGGUGUCAAGAAAGGCGGUGGAUGCCUUGCGGGUGCCACUGCUAGUAUCUACAACAAAUUUGGCUGCUACGAUCCUGGUGUAAGCUAUGGUAGCGGCACUUCCUACGGACAGUCCGUUUCAACAGUUUCAAACCAAGGGAAGGUCAUAGUGUAUGCUCCGAGCCAGCCCUACCCACCCGAACGCAACACUUACUCGUCGCAACUUGCCAACUCUAAAUACAAACACAUUCAGAGCACUAUAUAUGGGGACAAAAUCAAGGCCCAGGGCUCAAAACCCCAAGACGACAUCCGAAUAACCAUCCAGAGUGGACGACCUGGGCACGUUUGUGAUAAGACCUCAUCCUCCUACAACAGCCAAGCCUGCAAAACGCUGAGUGGAUCCUCUACUUCAGUUGGUGGCAGUGGAGUCUCUGUGACAUUUGGCGGCAGUGGAUCUCCCGGCUCAGUUGGUGGCGGCAGAUACCCUAACUCAGCUGGCGGCAGUGGAUCCUCGACUUCAGUUGGCAACGGUGGGGUCUCUGUUACUUUUGGAGGCAGUGGAUCUCCUGGUUCUGUUGCUGGCAGUGGAUCCUCAAGUUCGGUUGUGGGCAGCGGAUCCCCUUCUAAAGCUGGAGGUAUCAUCUGCGGCCAGGGCUAUACAACUGAUGGCAAUCCUUGCAAACCGGGUGGAUCAACAUCUCAGCAAAGUUCUGGAAGUAUCCAGGGUGGAUCAUCAUCCCAGCAAACUUAUGGAAGUUCCCAGGGUGGAUCAUCAUCUCAACAAUCUUAUGGAAGUAGCCAGGGUGGAUCAUCAAACCAACAAACUUACGGGAGUAGCCAGGGCGGCUCAUCGUCCCAGCAAACUGGAAGCAAACAGGGUGGUUCAUAUUCUCAAGGAAGCAACAAUAAUCCUUGUGGACUGGAUGGUUAUACCGGUAAAAUAACCAGCAGUAGCAACUGUCAACAGCCCGGACAAAGUGGAUCAUUUGGUGGUGGCAGCGGCAGCAGCAGCGGCGGCAGCAGCAGCAGCCAAUAUGGACAGGUUGGUUCAUAUGGCAGCAGCAACAGCCAAUAUGGACAGAGUGGAUCAUACGGUGGCGGCAGCAACCAAUUUGGACAGAGUGGAUCGUACGGUGGUGGCAGCAACCAAUUUGGACAGAGUGGCUCAUAUGGCAGCGGCAACAAAUUUGGACAGAGUGGAUCAUACGGUGGUGGCAGCAACCAAUUUGGACAGAGUGGCUCAUACGGCAGCGGCAACAAAUUUGGACAGAGUGGCUCAUAUGGCAGCAGCAACCAAUUUGGACAGGGUGGGUCAUACGGUGGUGGCAGCAGCCAAUUUGGACAGGGUGGAUCAUACGGCAGUAGCAGCAGCAGCAGCAGUAGUACCCAAUAUGGAAAGGGUGGAUCAUUUGGUGGUGGCAGCAGUCAGUAUGGACAGGGACCGCAGACUGGUGGACGUUACAGCAAUGUCAUUUGCGAUCAGGGUGAUGCCUCUACUUAUGGAGGAAAAGCUGUGAGCUCAGCAAACUGCAGAGGCAAAAGGGACAUAGCAGCUCAAGAUGCAUUCAAAGCUUUCAUCAGAAAGAUUCAGGAAAAAAGAGCCCUUCCUGUAAUCAGAAAGGCACGGAGUGUGCAAAGUGCUCUCACCAGAAAGACUCGAAGUGAAAAAGUUCGCGCUCUGAUCAGAGCAGCUCGGAGUGAAAAAAAUGAAACCUCUAAUCCACCAAGUAUCAAUACCUAUGGCCAGGGCGAAAGCUUUUAUAAUAAUGAAAACCAUAAUGUACAGGAUGGAUCAUUUGCGGCUUAUGGCAAUAGGCAGGGAGAAUGUUUUUGCCCUGGUGCACAGGGUGGUGGAUCGUAUGGCAGUAGUGGCAGUCAAUAUGGACAGGGUGGAUCAUAUGGUGGUGGCAGCCAGGGUGGACGUUUUGGAUAUGGCAGCAGCAGCCAAUAUGGACAGGGUGGAUCAUACGGCAGCAGCAACCAAUAUGGACAGGGUGGAUCAUAUGGUUAUGGUCAUCCAUAUGGACAGAGUGGAUCAUACGGUAGUAGCAGUCAAUAUGGACAGGGUGGACAAAGUGGAUCAUAUGGGAGCAGCAGCCAAUAUGGACAGGGUGGAUCAUACGGCGGCGGCAGCAGCGGACAGGGUGGAUCAUAUGGCAGCAGCAGCAGCGGACAGGGUGGAUCUUACGGUGGUGGCAGCAGUCAAUAUGGACAGGGUGGCUCAUACGGUGGUAGCAGCAACCAGUAUGGGCAGAGCGGACCAUAUGGCGGCGGCAGCGGCAGCCAGUAUGGGCAGGGUGGAUCGUACGGCAGUGGCAGCCAAUAUGGAAAGAACAUCUCUUCCUCAGGAGGCAGUCAGUCUGGUGGGAAGAACUCAACUUCUUCGGGAGGCAGCCAGUCUAUUGGACAGGGGUCCUCAGGAGGAAGCCAAUCUGGACAGGGCUCAUCAUACUCUGGAGGCAACCAGCCUGGUGCACAGGGUUCAGCAUCCCCUUCAGGAAGCCAGCAGGGUCGUCCGGGCUCAUCAUACUCUGGAGGCAGCCAGCCUGGUGCACAGCCUGGGUGUUAUUGUCCAGGUGGAAUGAGGGGUUCUCAGUCAGGAAGUGGUCAGUAUGGCGGCAGCCAAGGCGGCCAAUAUGGCGGUUGGCAAGGAAACCAAUAUGGCGGCAAAAAUCAAUAUGGUGGUGGACGAUACGGACAAGGUUACCCCUAUGGAAGUAGCCAAUAUGGUGGCGGACGGCUAGGCAACCAAUAUGGUGGAUAUGGUUCACCAUACGGAAGUAGGCCAUAUGGUUCCAACAAGGGUUUUCAGAGCCAUCAGUCUCCUAACUCUGGCCCUUCUGGGAAACAACCCAUCUUCAGCCUGAUACUUUUCAGUGUUCUGGCACCUCUGCUGUCUCUUAUUCGGGGGUGAUCUAAACUUCUGAAGCCAUACCAAUGAGGAAGACUGCCUUCUUCAACAGAAUACUACUUUCUAUGCGAAACGAUUGAGUCGAAUUUAUGGACUGAUAAAACAUUUAUUCCUCCCCAUCCCUGGGUUAACAAUGCAAUAGGUCAUGAGACUGACUUGUCUUAUCUCUUUUAUUUUCAUAGCAGAGCUUCAUAUGCAUCGUAUGAAGCAGGGAUAUUAAUUGCAAGAAAUAAGAUGUUUUAUUUGCUUCUUGAGAUGUAAUGAAUGCUUCCUCUGCAUUUGCUCUAAACAGGAUUCUAUUCAUUCUAAAGAAUUUGGGAGUUAUAGGUGACAAUCCAUUUAGUAAUAAUAGUAAUAAUAAUAAUUUUAUUAUUUAUACCCCGCCCAUCUGGCUGGGUUUCCCCAGCCACCCUGGGCAGCUUACAGCACAUAAAAAAAUUGUAAAACAUUAGGGAUUAAAAAUUUCCCGAUACAGAGUUGCCUACAAUAGGCUAGACCAGGCAUCCCCAAACUGCGGCCCUCCAGAUGUUU